AUGUCGGGCGGGGUAGUCAUCAUCCAGGAGGGCGUGGGCUCAAGCGCAGAUCUGUACUGUAGCAUCGCGAAAUACUCCAUAGUAUUCUCAAGGCGUAAGGCCCCCAUGUUGAUGGUUCAUCAUGCAGUAAAACUCAGUGCCUUCUUUAGAGCCCCACGACUCCGUGCAGAAAAGAAAAAUUUCCCAAGGCUCCUCCGAAAUGCCGGGGCUCGAAUACAUUUAAAGAUCGACAAAUUCCAUUAUAUGGGCUUUUCUUGCUUUUCCAUGUGCUCCCAAAGAAAAAAAGACAGCUCACGGAAAAUGGCAUCCAAAUGUGUCUCUGUGGUUGUCAUUGGAGCUUCUCAUGCAGGCCUGGGAGUCAGCCAUAGACUACUCCGAAAGACAGCCAAAGCAUCCAUCACCCUGAUCAACCCAUCGGACGAAUAUUACUUCAACAUCGCCGCACCCCGAUUCCUCGUGAAACCCGAGAGUUUAUCGUCGAGCAAAUACCUCUAUAAUAUCCAUGAAAGCUUUCGCGACUAUCCCGCAGGCUCCUUCACUUUUGUUAAGGGACUUGUCACCAACAUUGAUUAUUCGACGAAGUCUGUACUAGUCAGUACAGGCGAAAACCCUCUCAAGAAAGGCGAUGCUACUUCAGUCGCGUUCGAUUAUCUAGUGAUUGCAUCUGGCAGUACGACACCGGCUACGCUUGGACAAGGUAGUAUGAAACUCCCUUUCAAGGCGACUGCGUUUGAAGACACUAGAAAAGCCAUUUCCGAGGCGCAGAAGAGGCUCCAAAAUGCCACGAGAAUUGUUAUCGGUGGUGGGGGUCCUUUGGGAGUUGAAAUCGCCGGAGAACUGGCGGAAGCAUCGGGUUCAACAAAGGUCAUCACUCUGGUAUCGAAGACGGACGCAUUGUUGGACGGCGCAACGGAUACUGUGCGAAAAACGGCCGAGUCACUCCUACGACGCAAAAAUGUCGAGAUCUUGAAAGAUGUCGCAGUACGCCAGAUUGACCAGGAUCCUGAAACGAAGAGCUGGACGGUAACGCUGUCCACCGGCCAAACCAUCACAGCAGACGAGUAUAUUUCUACAACAGGGGUGAUUCCAAACAACCAGUUUAUCCCGAAAAGAUUCUUAAAUCAAGAUGGCUGGGUUAAUGUGGAUGACCACCUACGGGUCGUGGAAGAUGGGACCAGCCGAAGCGACACCUACGCCGUCGGCGACAUCACUUGCCUUCCUUAUCGGCUGCUUUCCAGAGUCUCACUUCAAGCAACGACUGUUGCGGCUAAUAUUGCUGCAAGUAUCAGCAAUGACACUCGCCUUGCUACAUACUCCGCCGAAGCUCAGAAGAAGAUGAUGGUUGUUCCUGUGGGCCAGUCGACAGGUACGGGGCACCUGGGCGGAUGGACACUCUGGAGUUGUCUCGUGUGGUUCUUCAAGGGCAAAGAUUUCUUGACUUAUAAAGCGCCGGAGUUCUUGCGAGGAAAGGCGGAGUGA
Molecule: messenger RNA, 1479 nt
Organism: Aspergillus terreus NIH2624
Lineage: Eukaryota; Fungi; Ascomycota; Eurotiomycetes; Eurotiales; Aspergillaceae
Product: NAD(P)/FAD-dependent oxidoreductase
Exons: 2
Coding region: 1-1479 (492 amino acids)
Cellular component (GO): cytoplasm
Molecular function (GO): electron-transferring-flavoprotein dehydrogenase activity; flavin adenine dinucleotide binding
Source: RefSeq, a predicted model, not a curated record